GACUCGCUCAGUUCCUCUCUCUCUCUCUCUCUCUCGCAUCUUUGCUUUGCUUUGUGCUGUGUUUUCUCUGUUUCUAGCAGCAGGCGUGGCCUCUGGUCUUCAUUACUCUCUCUAUAACCCAUGCUUUGUUUCUUUCUUCUUUUAUUCUCUGACACAGAGACACACAGACACAGCGAUCGUCACCAUCAUGAGAGAGCAAAAGCAGACCAAAGCUCGACUCUCUGUCUUCAAAUUCUCGUCCCAUUAAUCAUCUCAAUCCCCCCCCCCCUCUCUCUCUCUCUCUCUCUCUAUACCCAGCAGACAGAACCGAGAGAGGUCCAUAAUUAAACAUCAUUGAAAACCCAGUACAACUGUUCCCCAAUUCUGUACUUUGAACCACUAUAAAACUAGACAAAAAUGGAGAGGUGGGAUAUCAAAUCACUCCCGAAAAACAGAGAAGGCCGCUCCAACCGACACAGCAGAGACAACCCAUCUUUCUCUUCCACCCUCCUCGACUCCAUUUACCGUUCCAUCGACGAACCCACUGUCGGCGGCGAUGAAGUGGUUUCGAUGAGAGAAGAACAGCGCCACCUCAUUUUCUACAAAGAAACCAUGAAGAAAAAACAGAGCGCCGCCGCCGCCACCACUACCAGCGGCCGACUAGGCCAUGGACACUACAAAGAAGACCAGGAGCGUGAAAUAGCGAGCCUCCGACGAGCCUGCUUGGUCGAGAAAUGGAUGGAGAAGAAGGCAGCUGAGAAGUCCGUACCUGUGCGACGAAAUUCCAUGGCGGAUUUCCAGACGACAAAGUCUAGAUACAGUCACCAGAACGAGUUCCUGACGAAUUCUAGUUCCAGUUCUUCAGAUUCCAGUGGUGGGUUUUCUUCGUCGGAGUCGGACUCCAUGUACGGAUCAAAAUCGAGGUCCUCAUCGUCAUGCUACAGCAUGCCCAGGCCGAAGCCAAUUCGAACCAGCCUUUCGUCAGAAAAGGUUCCAUUUGACGAUCACCAGAGAAAUUACCAUCACAAUUCACAGAAGAAGCACGAGAAUGGGUUCGUGAAGACGAAAUCAAAAGCGCUGAAGAUUUACGGCGAUUUGAAGAAGGUGAAGCAGCCGAUUUCGCCAGGUGGUCGGCUAGCCAGUUUUCUCAAUUCUCUGUUCAAUGCAGGGCACGUGAAGAAGUCCAAAAUUGACGAUUUGGGUGCGGAGAGAAAAUCGUCACCAAAUUCGGGACAAAUGGGGUACUCAAACCCGAGUAGUAGUUGUUCGUCAGCCUCUUCGUUUUCAAGGUCUUGCUUGCGAAAAGCGCCUCUUUCGAGAAGCGAGUUGAGUGGCAUCAGCAGCAAUGGUGAUGCCGCGAAGAGGUCGGUGAGGUUUUGCCCUGUAAGUGUGAUUGUGGAUGAGGAUUGCCGCCCGUGCGGACAAAAGACUCUACUUGAAGCACAGUCGGGUUUAAUGGCCGCAGCUAAAGCUGCUACGGCCAUUAAACCACCAACAAAUGAAGAUGUUGGACUUGAGUGUUGCGUAAUGGAUGUUGAUGAAGACGAUGACCAUGGCCGAAGAAUUGAGGAAGUUGCGAGAGAUUACUUGAUGAAGAAUUAUCAGAAGAAGCAUGAUGAGGAUGAUGAGGAUGACGAUGCAGAGAGCUAUGCAAGUUCUGAUCUCUUUGAGUUGGAUACUGCUGGGGUUGAAGAAAGGUACCGUGAAGAAUUGCCUGUGUACGAGACUACCUUUUUCGACAGAAAUCGAGCCAUUGCUAAUGCUUUGAUCUUGUAAUUCCCGUAAGGGGGUAAAGGAAAGGAGUUGGGGAAAAUUUAAAUUAGGCUUUUUAAAGUAAAUGGUUUGGGGGUUUACAUGAGAAAAUAAAAUUAAUCAAUUUCUCUCUUUCUUGCAGUAAUUCUUA
Messenger RNA from Pyrus x bretschneideri (Chinese white pear), 1882 nucleotides. RefSeq names its product protein BIG GRAIN 1-like B. The record is from RefSeq and is a predicted model, not a curated record. The transcript has a single exon. Gene Ontology annotation, biological process: auxin-activated signaling pathway. The coding region runs from base 397 to 1755 and encodes 452 amino acids. NCBI's taxonomy places the organism in Eukaryota, Viridiplantae, Streptophyta, Magnoliopsida, Rosales, Rosaceae.